Messenger RNA from Selaginella moellendorffii, 594 nucleotides. RefSeq names its product outer envelope pore protein 16-4, chloroplastic. The transcript has 6 exons. The record is from RefSeq and is a predicted model, not a curated record. Lineage: Eukaryota; Viridiplantae; Streptophyta; Lycopodiopsida; Selaginellales; Selaginellaceae. Gene Ontology annotation, molecular function: transmembrane protein transporter activity. Bases 39 to 443 code for a protein of 134 amino acids. Gene Ontology annotation, cellular component: TIM22 mitochondrial import inner membrane insertion complex. Gene Ontology annotation, biological process: protein insertion into mitochondrial inner membrane.
AAAGCAAACCCUAAAGAACCUAGAAGAGAAGAGAUUUCAUGACCGCUAUUGAUCAGCCUCCAUGCUCGUCGCGCACCGUGGACGCGUUCCUCCGGAUGGGAAUGGCCGGCUUCUCGUGGGGAUUGUUCGUGGGAUCAUACGACGCUGGCAAGAAAGGACUGUCCGGAUUGGCGAACGCGUCCUAUGUGGCCAAAGCCAUCGCCAACAACAGCGUGAAAUGGGGACUUUGCGGAGGACUCUACGUGAGUCUCAACUGUGGCUUUGAGGUCCUGAGAACGAAGAGAGAUUGGAUAAAUGGUACACUCGCUGGAGCACUGACAGGAGCAGCGGUGGGAUCCAAAAAGAUUGGAAUUAUCAAGACUGCUCUCGCGGCAUCGGUGAUCUGUUCUACUCUCGAGAUGAUGAAACCAGCUGAGUAUCCUCCCACAAGAAUCAUCAAGUAGGAGAUCUUCUCUUUUUUCUCGCGAUCCAGCCUCACAAUUUGGGCUGCCUGCUACUUUCCUUCUGAUAGAGCUCCGAUCUGCCAAAAAAAGAGAGCUUUUUUGCAAUGUUCUACGGUGGAAAAGAAGGGAAGAACACUGCUCACUUACAUCA